Molecule: messenger RNA, 2830 nt
Organism: Pseudoliparis swirei
Lineage: Eukaryota; Metazoa; Chordata; Actinopteri; Perciformes; Liparidae
Gene: pms1
Product: PMS1 homolog 1, mismatch repair system component
Biological process (GO): mismatch repair
Cellular component (GO): MutLalpha complex
Molecular function (GO): mismatched DNA binding; ATP-dependent DNA damage sensor activity; ATP hydrolysis activity
Source: RefSeq, a predicted model, not a curated record
GUCGUUUCCGCCGUUAGGGCUCAUGGCUGUUUAUGAAUCGAUUCCACACGGUCUGAAGUCAAAAGGUCCCUUAAAUCAUGAAGCAGCUGCCUCCGGACACAGUCCGGCUGUUGUCCAGCACCCAAGUCAUCACCUCUCCGUUGAACGUUGUGAAAGAACUGAUGGAAAAUUCCCUGGACGCCGAAGCUUCGAGCAUCGACAUUAAACUGGAGAACUACGGUUUGGACCGGAUAGAAGUGCGCGAUAACGGCCUUGGAAUCAAAGCCGCCGACACUCCCGUGAUGGCCGUGAUGCACUUCACCUCGAAGAUCUGUAGCAACGAGGACCUGGAGCGCCUGGAGACGUACGGCUUCAGAGGGGAGGCGCUGGGCUCCGUCUGCUCCGUUGCCGAGGUGGCUGUCAUCACGAAGACGGAGGAGGAUGACGUCAGCACCCAGUACACGCUUAGCUUCACGGGGGAGAUCGUGUCCCAGAAGCCGUCUCACUUGGGUCGAGGCACAACCGUGAGCGUACUGAAGCUGUUCAAGAACAUGCCGGUGAGACGUCAAUACUACUCCUCGAACAAGAAGUGCAAGGAGGAGCUGAAGAAAAUCCAGGAGCUGCUGGUGGCCUACGCCAUUAUAAAACCGGGCUUGAGGCUCACGCUCAUUCACAAUAAGGUGGUGAUCUGGCAGAAGGCCACGGCGGCCGACCACAGAAGUGCCCUCCUGGCUACGCUGGGAGCCGUCGUCGUCGCCAACCUGCUCCCAUGCCACCAUCACCAAGAGCAACCGGAGAUUCUUUUAGAAGGCUUUUUUCCCAAACCCGGAGCGGAUUACUCCUCUACGAGCUCUUCCGGCACUGACAAGACAUUCAUAUUCGUCAACAACCGGCCUGUCCACCAAAAAGAUGUAAUGAAGUUGCUACGUCAACACUACACCGCUCAGUAUCCGAAUGACCCGAUCCGGAACCGCUAUCCCACCGCCAUGCUUAAAAUCACGGUUCCACCGUCGUCAGUCGACGUCAAUCUGACACCUGACAAGACCCAGGUUCUUCUUCACGACAAGGAAGCUGUGCUGACCGCAUUAGAUGCAUUACUGGUUUCUCUCUACGGCUAUCGGCACGAUGGUGGUGACCCCCCAGCUGAGAAGCGUGAGACGUCCCCCUCGUCCCAAAGCGCAGAGAGGGUCAACGGUCUGGGUAACCUGCGCGAUCGCUUCCUCAACGAGGCGCCCGAACACGGCGCCGCGGCUCGAGCAACGAGCGCCGCCGCUUCGCUGGACCGCCGGCUCUCCAACGGCAGCUCCUCGUCCUCCGUGGCGGAGGACUGGGUGGUCGACCGGUUCCCCGCCGGGCUCGAGACCGACGUCUCUCUCUGCGACGAUGAGACGGCUCAAAGCAAGGACCGGAUAUCGGCCGGCUGGAGCCGGGGGACGGCUCUGACCGACCCCGUGUCGGGAGAACCCCUGCGGCCCGUCGAGAUCCACCGGCCCUCCAAGCACAGCCGUUCCGACUCCGACGAGAUCGAGAGUCGGAGCGUCUCCGACAAAAAGGCGUUCAACGCCAUCACGGAGAAGCGGGCUGCUCUGACGGCCUACGACCUGAUCAGCAACCGCGCCAUGAGGGCGCCGCUAUCUCCCGCCGGCCUGUUCGAGAAGGAGGCCAGAGCCGAGGUCCUUCGGGAGAAACCUACAGCCGGCCUGCAGGAGAUCAGCGACACCGUGCACCAGAGGUGGAAAAAUCUGAGGGAGGAAGAACGUAAGAAGUACGAGGAGAAGGCUAAAAAACACCUGGAACACCACGACCAGAGGACCAAGUUGGCUUCGGCUGAGGGCCCCGGGGAGACGAGCUUCAGCACCCCGAGGGGCCAGAAACGCAAAGCGCCGCUGUCCAACCAGCAGCUGCUGGACCAGCUCUUCUCAGCACAGCCCCAAAAGAAGACGAGGAACCCCGCGGCGCCGCCAAAGCCCUCGCGGCUCCUCCCCUGCAGCGUCGCCGCCCUCCGGCUGCGGCUGCGGCGCCUCUCGUCCCAAAGCGCCGAGGCGCCGCGGGGCCUCCGUCUUGUAAACCGGCUGGCCUCUCCGGGCGCCUGGGUCAUUUUACGCGGUCAGAAGCUUAUGUUGUUAAACCCGUUUCGAGUGGAGGAGGCCUUGCUGUUUAAGAGACUCCUGGAGAAUAAUAUACUUCCAGCAGUGAGUCUCCAGAACCCUAUCCAGUUAACAGAUGGGAGUCUGGGGGGGGCUGCAUACACAGAGGCUUUGUGCGACAUGGAGAAACAAAGCCCCGAGCUGAGCGGAGGGGUCCUCUUCUCCGACCCCAGGCUCGUGGCUAACGGCUUUAAAAUCAAACUCACUCCAGGCCUCACGUCGGCCGAGAGACAUCUGGAAGUGACGGCGAUGGCAGACUGCGUGCCUUUCCUCGGCGUGGACGACCUCGGGGAGAUCCUGACAGCCGUGCUUCACAGGAAGGCCCGGGCCGUGCACGAGUGCCGGCCACUUAAAGUCACAAACUACCUGCAAGGGGAAGCAGUACGACUCGCCCGUCAGUUACCUACAAAUCUAUCCAGGGAAGACGUGGAGGAAACUCUUCUCCGGAUGGAUCGGCAGCUCGCUGAGAACAACCGAACCUGCAUCCACGGACGACCUUUCCUCCAGCACCUGUCUGACGUCCCGUCUACGGACCAGGAAGCGAAAGCUCUGCUGAGGCCUCUAGAGCUGUGAGAGGAAGAGGAGGAAGAAGAAGACGCCUCAAUCAAAAACAUCUCCGCAGUCACAGCUGAUUAUUCUCAACGUGUAGCUACAUGAGUUGUUUUCAUUCUGCCCCAAAAAAUUAAAGUAUUUUUCAAACAUCA